CUGAAUGCACCGCAUCAACAACUAGACAGGCAGUGCGCAUGCUCACAUCUUUUAAUACUACCAGCACUCUUGUUUUGUGCUCGCUGAUAACUUGAUAUAUUUCAAAAUUGGUAUCUUGUCGACGUACAUUUUUGGCAUGCUUGACUGAGCGCGUGUUGGGGGAAACCAGCCGCCGUCCAUGUAUUACAGAGAACUGCCGCAAAUAUAUUGGCGUGUCUCAGGGGAAAACGGACUAUGUCGACAAAUAAAACAAAGAAGGUCAAAAUGGCUACGAAAUCUUGCCCUGAAUGUGACCAACAGAUUCCGGUUGCUUGCAAGUCCUGUCCAUGUGGUUAUGUGUUCAUUAGCAGGAAGCUCCUCAAUGCUAAACUCAGCGAGUGCAGCUCACCAGCCAUAGCAGCCGGUCAGGCCGGGAGCCAUUGGCACCUUCUGCUCACUCUUGAAAACAUGACUAACGGCGGGGUUGCAAUUAUCGUCUUAGACAUGCUGGACUUCAAGCGGAGGAGAACGGAGCGCAUUCGCAAGGAGAGGAUCGACUCUCCUUUGACCAGUGACAUGGAGAACCGCAGAAGACCCCGGGCCAACAACCAGUCCGACACCAUCCGCCGGGGACGAGGAAGGCCAAAAACGAAGGACCAGAGAGGACAGAGGGAGAAACAAGAGAAGGAGGUGGACAUUUACGCCGGCCUCUCUGAUGAGAAGGCCUUUGUGUUUUCUGUGGCUCUGGCUGAGAUCAACCGCAAGAUCCUGGGCCAGAGACUGAUCUUGUAAAGUCCCAGAGCAGGAUGAGCAGCGGGUAAGGGGCAAAGAGGCAGAACCGCCUGGAGCCCAGCUCUGACACUCAUGUGCACCAUGGGAUUCUCAUCUGUGGCACGUCACAUGCACGGCCCGUGCAUGUGUGCAGACACGCUGCACGUCUGCAUGGAAAAAGUCUGCUGCUUCUUUUGUAAUCACAUGAAUUGCUGUCGAUGUAACUAUGGAAAUGAAAGGCUGCCAUGUCAUUUUCUGCCUGUAUUGUUGACACAGUCAUCAGAGGAUGUGAAUCAGUUUGCAUCCAUAUUGUAUUCUGGAAGCUUCUUAGUUCCAAUAUAUUUAGUUCAGGAGGAUGAGAAAAUAAAGAAAUCCACUGCUGAACUUAAGGUUUCUCUGACAAAAUCAUUGCAGUAACUGUUGGG
Molecule: messenger RNA, 1175 nt
Organism: Menidia menidia (Atlantic silverside)
Lineage: Eukaryota; Metazoa; Chordata; Actinopteri; Atheriniformes; Atherinopsidae
Source: the annotation of a GenBank genome assembly